GGCCCGAUACUGCGGACAAGAGAAGACAGCAGUCUGCAAAACUUUUCCCAAAAUGAUGAAUCCAGUUCGCAGAAUUUCCUCUAUAAUCCGAAACCCCCUUUUCAAUCCCACCACCACCACCACCACCCUCCUCCUCCACCACCACCACCACCACCUCCGCCGUCCACUGUCCACCACCGGCAAGAGCGGCGGCGACGAGUGGAACGACGCUUGGGAGUCCGCCUGGCUCCCCGAAGACCUCUCCGGCAACAACCGUCCCCCAUGGGAGACCGACGUCAACUUCUCCGACAACCCUUCCGCCGCCACUCCUCCACUCCUGUCCUCCGACGUCGACGCCGAGACGAAGGCCUUCGUCGAGGACAUGACCGAGAAUUGGGACCAGAGAAGGAAGAGCUCGAAGAUCCAACAACAACAGCAACAGCAACAGCAACAGAGACAGCUAGGGAAAAAUCAGAAAGAAGGGAAUUCGCUUUAUGGAUUGGAGAAUGUGAAGAGGGAUUAUAGGUUGAAGAAGCAGAGGGUUCAUGCUGGCUUGUGGGUCAAAGAGAUUGAGAAGCAAGAGGAGGCUAAGUUGGUUGAUUCCAUUGGCGGUGGUGGUGGUGGAGAUGAUAUCGAGAGAUUGCUCGAUAGCUGCUCUGAGAUUUUCGACUCUCCCAAUGACGACUUGAACAACUCAAAAAUCCCAAGUUCGUCUGAGUUAAAAAACAAGCCUGAUGGUUGGGAAACAACAGCAAAAGCUCAAGAUGGGAGUGUCUGGGAGAUGUCACAAAGGGAAGAAGACAUCCUUCUCCAAGAAUUUGAACGUCGAAUUGCAUUCAGCAAAUUCCAGAUAGCUAGUUUUAUCAAGACUCAUAUUUUUAGCCGGAGGAGACCUAUUGAUGGUUGGAAACACAUGAUAGAGGAGAUAGGACCAAAUGCCAAGAAAGGGAAGGGUAGCGUUUCAAGGUUACCCAGUCUAUCCGAUGCAUCAACUCAACCAUUCAAGGAAGAGAAGUCGCAUAUUACAAGCCGCAUCACCUCCUAUAAGGGGAGAUAGUUUAUGUAUUCAAAGAUGAUUGCAGUGGGAAUGUUGAGUAUUAUGUAUCGUCAUGUGUGACAAUUUUUGGUCUCUUGGUUGCGCAAUUUGUGAUUGUAGAAUCGGAUAAUAACCCUUCAAUUUCUGCUGAAUCUAUGAUCAUGUUCUUUCUCAUACGGGUCUUCCACCAAUGUAACUUUGUAUUUCUUUCA
This is a messenger RNA of Camellia sinensis, 1227 nucleotides long. Its product is annotated as mucin-like protein. The record is from RefSeq and is a predicted model, not a curated record. NCBI's taxonomy places the organism in Eukaryota, Viridiplantae, Streptophyta, Magnoliopsida, Ericales, Theaceae.